Thermochaetoides thermophila DSM 1495 is the source of this 1620-nucleotide messenger RNA. RefSeq names its product polyamine oxidase-like protein. NCBI's taxonomy places the organism in Eukaryota, Fungi, Ascomycota, Sordariomycetes, Sordariales, Chaetomiaceae. The transcript has 4 exons. Gene Ontology annotation, molecular function: oxidoreductase activity. The record is from RefSeq and is a predicted model, not a curated record. The coding region runs from base 1 to 1620 and encodes 539 amino acids.
AUGGAUGCUAAACGAAUGUCUUUCCCCAGCGCCAGCCGCAAAAACCCCAAGAUCCUUCAGGAUCUGCACAACUCGCGCUUCUUCCACUCUUUUGCUUCCUCCAGCACGCCUCGCCCAUCGAGCAUCAUGGAUAGCGUCCGGAAGCUCGAAACCCUCUCCCCCUCUUCCCGCAAACCUCUUCACGUCGGCAUUAUAGGCGCAGGUUUCGCCGGUUUACGCUGCGCCGAUAUCCUCCUUCGCCACGGCUCCCGCGUCACCCUCCUUGAAGCGCGCAACCGUCUCGGAGGCCGCAUCCAUCAAGAACGUCUGCCCAACGGCCACCUAAUCGACGUGGGCGCGAACUGGAUCCACGGGACGAAAGAUAAUCCGAUUUAUGACCUGGUCGUCGAGACAAAGACGCCGACGGGCCAGUUGGAUGAGCAUACCUAUGUGUUUGAUGAGAAUGGGGAGCUGUUGGAGGUGGAGGAGAGCGAGGAGCUGGCGACGGUCAUGUGGGAGGUUAUUGAGGCGGGGUUUCGGUUUUCGGAGGAGAGGACCGGGGAGAUUGGGGAGGGGAGUACGUUAAAGGAGUGGUUUGAGAAGGAAAUUAGGGAGAGGGUACCCGAGGGGACGAUGGGGUGGGAGAGGAGGAGACGGUUGCUCAUGCAGAUGGCGGAGUUGUGGGGGAAUUUUGUGGGGAGUCCGUUGGACAGGCAAAGUCUCAAGUUUUUUUGGUUGGAGGAGUGUAUCGAGGGCGAAAACCUCUUCUGCGCGGGUACGUACCACAAGGUCCUUGAGAAGGUGGCCCAGCCGGCGAGAGACGGCGCGACGAUACGUUUACAGACAAGGGUUGUUGAGAUUCUGGGGAGAUCGGCGACCCAUACGGGGAACGUUGCCGUCAAAACGGCUGCUGGGCAGGUCCUCGAGUUCGAUCAUGUUGUCGUUACCUGCCCGCUGGGCUGGCUUAAGCGGAAUCUGCAUGCUUUCCACCCCCCGCUGCCAGACAGGCUGUGUAAGGCUAUCGGUAAUAUAGGGUAUGGCAACUUGGAAAAGGUCUACCUCUCCUUCCCAACCCCCUUCUGGCUCACCCCGGACCCCCAAACCUCCCAAACCGUCCAAGGCUUCUGCCAAUGGCUCGCUCCAACCUACGCCCCCCAGACCAAUCCCAACCGCUGGCUCAUCGAAACCGUCGAGCUCGCCUCCCUCCCUGGCCCCUCCGCCCACUCAACCCUCCUCUUCUACACCUUCGGUGACCAGGCCGCGCACAUCACUUCCACUUUGCGUUCCCUCCCCGACCAAAAAUCUCGCGAGCAGUUUGUCUUUGAAUACUUCCGGCCCUAUUACUCGCUCCUCCCGUCGUACGAUCCCCAAGACAAGAAUUGUCAACCGACGGCUUUCUUUGCGACAGAUUGGGAAGGGGAUGAGUUAGCGGGGAACGGGAGUUAUGCGAACUUUAUGGCGGGACUGACGGAGGCGGAUCGGGAUAUUGAGGUUAUGAGGGAGGGCGUGCCGAGCGAGGGAGUGUGGAUUGCGGGGGAGCAUGCUGCGCCAUUUGUGGCCUUGGGGACCGUCACGGGUGCGUAUUGGAGUGGUGAGGGGGUCGGGAGGAGGAUUUUAGAUUUUAGUAGGGAAGGGGCCUAG